This is a messenger RNA of Trichosporon asahii var. asahii CBS 2479, 1482 nucleotides long. RefSeq lists its product as uncharacterized. Bases 1 to 1482 code for a protein of 493 amino acids. NCBI's taxonomy places the organism in Eukaryota, Fungi, Basidiomycota, Tremellomycetes, Trichosporonales, Trichosporonaceae. Gene Ontology annotation, cellular component: membrane. The record is from RefSeq and is a predicted model, not a curated record. The transcript has 2 exons. Gene Ontology annotation, molecular function: transmembrane transporter activity. Gene Ontology annotation, biological process: transmembrane transport.
AUGUCCCAAUACCCAUCCGUGGACGAGAAGCCGGAUGUGCGGUACGAUGAGAAGCUGAGCGAUGCCGCCGACGACGGCGUGUACGACCCCGAGUCGACCGUCAUCAACAUGCGCAAGGUGCUGCGCAAAGUUGACCUCCGAAUUAUCCCCUGGGUCUCGCUCCUGUAUCUCCUCUCCUUCCUGGACCGAACCAACAUUGGCAACGCAAACCUCUUCGGACUGUCCAAGGACCUCGGUCUGACGUCCACACAGUACGCGGCGUGUCUUGCGUGCUUCUUCGUCUUUUAUGUACUUUUCGAAGUGCCUUCAAACAUGGUAAUGAAGGCAUGGAGGCCUUCGAUGUGGAUCCCCAUCAUCAUGAUUGCGUGGGGCGCGGUGAUGAUCGGGAUGGGUUUUGUGCAAAACUUUGCCGGCCUCCUCGCAGCCCGCAUCAUCCUCGGAGUAGCCGAGGCUGGUCUCUUCCCGGGCAUCGCCUUCUUCCUGUCUCAGUGGUACCGCCGGUUCGAGAUUUCGCUCCGUGUCGCCGUCUUCUUCUCCGCCGCCACUGUGGCGGGCGCCUUUGGCGGUCUCCUCGCCCGCCUCAUCAACCUCAUGGACGGCGCGGCCGGCAUGGAGGGCUGGCGCUGGAUCUUCAUCCUUGAGGGUGUGGCCACUGUGCUUAUCGCGUUUGCGAGCUUCUGGAUGAUGCACGACUACCCCGACACGGCGCGCUUCCUCACCCCGGCUGAACGCACCGCGCUCACGGAACGCCUCAAACUCGAUACCGACGGGUGCUCGGGCGAGUACAAGAAGAAGUUUAUCCGCGACGCGUUCCUCGACUGGAAGAGCUACUUCUUCGGCCUGGCCUUCUUCUCCGCCGUCGUGCCGCUGUACUGCUUCAGUCUGUUCUCGCCGACCAUCAUCGCCCAGCUCGGAUACGAGGCCGCCUCGGCGCAGCUCAUGUCUGUGCCCCCCUACGUCGCUGCGUCCAUCGUCACGAUCUUCAUGGGCUGGGCCAGUGACCGGUGCAAGGUCCGCGCCCCGUUUAUCAUUGGUCUCGGCAUCGUCGGCGCCGUCGGCUACGGCCUCCUCCUCGCCAACAUCUCCACCGGCGUCUCCUACUUCGCCCUUUUCCUCGGCGCCUGCGGCAUCUAUCCUGCAUUCCCGAUCAUUGUCGCGUGGGGCUCGAAUAACUUCGGCGGAAGUUUGAAGAAAUCUGUUGCUACAGGCAUUCUGGUGUGCAGUGGAAACAGCGGAGGUGUUGCAUCUUCGUUCUUGUUCCCGAAGGAGGACGGACCGCGGUUCAUUAAGGGCCACUGUGUGUGUAUCGGAUUUUCGGUACUUCUGGCCCUGACGGGAGUAUUUUGGUGGUUCUACGCGGGGUACGCAAACAAGAAGAAGGCUGCGCGCAACGCUGCCCGUGCCCAUCCUUGGACGCCGGAGGAGAAGAGGGAGCUCGAGGACAACGGAGAGUACGUCGACUGGUUCUUCUACACCCGCUAG